UCAGCAGUGCAAAUCAAAUCAAAUUUCAGAAUGAGAGUCGAAGCUUUGGAUAUGUUUUGGACGGAUAAGGGUCGAUAUGAUUUAGCAGAAAAAAUGUUUCACGAGGUCAUUUUAAAGGUAUCUGAGCGGAAUCACUGCAGCCCUUUAGUGUCCGAAAUUGCAAAGGCUAGGGAGCAUAUACAGAACUCUCUGGAAAAGAUUGAUGUUGCUACUUUGGAAGAUAAGUGCAGGUUGGAGUUUCUAGACCGAAUAUCGCUAUUAGAAAAUCAAAAUAUCGAUCUAAGAUCCCAAGUUUCCAAAUUAAAUCAAGCAUACUCCGAUGUAUUGAAACGUCUUGAUUUGGUUGAAAAUCGACUUAAUUGCUCAAACGGUAACGUGAAAAAUAAUGAUGAUGAUGUCGACUUAUUUGCUUCAGAAAGUGAGGAAGAAACUGAGGAGGCUGCACGCAUAAGGGAAUCACGACUGGCCGCUUAUACAGCUAAGAAAUCGAAAAAAGCUGUUAUUAUAGCAAAGUCAAGUUUAAUUUUAGACGUUAAACCAUGGGAUGAUGAGACUGAUCUGCAAGCUAUGGAAACAGUAAUUCGAAAAAUUGCUUUAGACGGAUUAUUAUGGGGAGCUUCAAGGCUUGUCCCAGUGGCUUUUGGAAUAAAGAAACUAAGUAUUUCAUGUGUUGUUGAGGACGAUAAAGUUUCUAUUGAUUGGCUUACUGAAGAAAUAGAAAAAUUAGAAGAUUUUGUCCAAAGCGUUGAUAUAGCUGCAUUCAACAAAAUUUAAGAGAUGUUUAAAAAUUAUUGUAAAGAAAUAAUAGUUUCUUGGUGGCAUUCUUAGCCUUAAAUUAAAAAUAAUUUAAACGGAAAUAAAUAAAUUAUACUAUU
Molecule: messenger RNA, 875 nt
Organism: Drosophila persimilis
Lineage: Eukaryota; Metazoa; Arthropoda; Insecta; Diptera; Drosophilidae
Gene: eEF1delta
Product: probable elongation factor 1-delta
Exons: 3
Coding region: 31-774 (247 amino acids)
Biological process (GO): translational elongation
Cellular component (GO): cytosol; eukaryotic translation elongation factor 1 complex
Molecular function (GO): guanyl-nucleotide exchange factor activity; translation elongation factor activity
Source: RefSeq, a predicted model, not a curated record